Messenger RNA from Mycena citricolor, 827 nucleotides. The record is from the annotation of a GenBank genome assembly. Lineage: Eukaryota; Fungi; Basidiomycota; Agaricomycetes; Agaricales; Mycenaceae.
AAAUGGUGCGUAGCGGAUUGGGCUGGGAACAAGGUCGGAAACAAAGCCUAAACACCACAGCUGGGAUGUACUCACCAGAUAAGCCAGCCGCUCAGUCCGUCUUGGUCUCCUUCGUCUUGCUGUCUUGCUGGGCGGCGAACUCUCCCUCCAAGGAUUCCAACAGCGAGUCCAGAUUCCCGAUGAGAGAGUCUAGUUUGCUCUCCACGCCUUUUGCUACACCGUUCGCACUUUCAAGGCGCGAAAGCAACUCCGCCAAGUUCGCCUCCCCUGCUUCGUCCAACGUCCCUUUGGAGAGGAGAUCGGUCAGCUCGGCGAGAUCGGCUUCGAUGGACGCGUCCAGCCGAGGUUCAGUGGAGCCAUCUGAGGCAGUUUUGAUUUCUGAAGAGUCGUUCACUUUGUCUGGAGAUCCAUCUGCGCUCGCGGACAUGAGAGAGGCAAGUAAGCGAAAGCGUGAUGAGUGCCCGUGAUCGGUGAUCCCCAUGUGAUGCGCUCCAACUUGGCCUGUAAUUGAACUGAUCAAAGGGGGAUACUUACGGCCAUGUCAACUUCCCUCAGAUCACGGCUGGCCACCCUCCUAGACGCAUUGCCUGUGGCGGAAUCGAAGCCAUGGGACCAAGGCACGAUAAAGGAGCUCGUGGAAACUGCGCUUUCCGACCUCGGAACCACGUCGGCACCAGAGAACCGCAAGACCCAAUGGGAGAUCCUGCUCAGGCAGGAAUUCUUCAACCUCGCGAGGGAUGAGAGUCGAGCCUUGAAGGAUCCGAACACGCUUUACUAUGCGCGCCUGCGCCUUCUGCUCGAUGUCACUUUGGCCUUCGCCGAAGCAG